This is a messenger RNA of Clunio marinus, 234 nucleotides long. NCBI's taxonomy places the organism in Eukaryota, Metazoa, Arthropoda, Insecta, Diptera, Chironomidae. The record is from the annotation of a GenBank genome assembly.
AUGAAAAAAGAUUCUCAAAUCGCCGAACGAAAGCCAUGGAAUCCUCCGAAUCCGCCUCCUUGGUUGAAGGUUUGUGAUGAAGCAGCAGCAUUAGCAGCUGAACCUGAAGCUCCGAAUCCACCGCCAUAUGGGCUGAAGCCACCACCUUGGUUGAAGGAUUGUGAGCUAGCAGCAGCAUUCGAAGCAGAUCCUCCGAAUCCACCACCGAAUCCACCAGGUAGUUUAAAACGUUAG